UCUUCCCAGCCCACCCGAACAAUAUCGAUAUCCCCACAACCUAACAACUUAUAAGUUAUAACUACCUUAUCCCGACCACAACCCCCACAAUCACCCACACACCAACCGAAAACCCCAAAAUGACACCCCCCUCCCCCACCCGCACCGCAAGCAUAAUGCUCUCCUGGCACUCCCUAGAGCUCGUCUCGUGCACGCCCCUCCAAACCCUGUGGGCAGGCUACGGCCAAAUCUGCGCCGUGACAGCGCGCGCCAGGACACCCGAAGCAGCUGCCCACCUCGCGCAGCUCUGCGGUGUUGCUCCAUCCCCAGCAACAGAAGGGGCUACCUACCCCCUAAUCCUCAAGCUCAUCUCCCCGCCGCCCGGCUCCUCCUCCGACGAGGGCCAUCUCCGGAAGAUGCUAAGCUACGAGGUCGAGCAGCGGUUCUACGCGACUGUAGCGCCUGCACUGGGGACGGGGGUUGCGGUGGCGGGGUGCGUGGCUUCCACCUACGAGAGGGAUGUGCCGGAGCUGCGCGGGCUCAUCGCUACUCUGCUCGUUGAUUUGCGAGGUCGGUAUCCCGUUGCUGGUGGGAAGCGGAGCGCGCUUAGUGGUGUGCAGGUUUCUGCUGCUGUGCGCUGGCUCGCGGGGAUGCAUGCGCGGUCGUGGGGGCUGGUUCCUGUUGGGGCGGGGAGGGAGGAGCUGGUGCGUCCGCCGCUUGAGGAGGUGCGGCGGGUGACUCCGGGGACUGGGGUGUGGUUGAACGGCGGGUAUACGUAUCUUGCGACGCGGCGGAGGGAGUAUGCUGCUCUUGCUGCGGAGACGGGGUCGGAGUGGUCUUGUGCGCUGUGUGGCGUUGUGGAGGGGUUUGGGAUGUCGGUUGCGGAGAUGGUUGCGGUUGUGCUUGCGCCUUGUGGAAGGGCUGUGGAGUCGUAUAUCCAUGGGGAUGUUAAGUCGGAGAAUCUGUUUACCAAUGAGACUGGGGAUCAGGUUGCGUUCUUUGAUUUCCAGUAUGUCGGGCUUGGGCUUGGGGUUUGUGAUCUUGCGAAGCUGUUUACGUGCUCUGUGCCGCUGCGGAUGCUGGUUGGUGAGGAGGAUGUGGAGGAGGUGCUGGGGAUGGGUGAUGGGGAGAGGGCUUUGUUGGAGGAGUAUCGCGCGCGGCUGCUUGAGGGGAAGGGGUCGGAGAUGUAUGACUGGGAUACGUUCAAGAGGCAUUGGGAGACGGCGUUGGUCGACUGGUGUCGGUUUCAGGCUUCUUGGGGUUUUUGGGGGAAUACUGAGUGGUUGGAGGCCCGCGUGAGAUCGAUCCUGCGUGAUCAGGGCUGGAGGGACUGGCUGUAUCGGGAGGUUGGCUCGCGGAACGGUGCUUUCUGUGCUCAAUGACAUGCUUAUGUACUGGGAAGCUGAAAGAAAGGGGGGU
Messenger RNA from Aspergillus homomorphus CBS 101889, 1398 nucleotides. RefSeq names its product phosphotransferase enzyme family protein. The transcript has a single exon. The coding region runs from base 120 to 1361 and encodes 413 amino acids. The record is from RefSeq and is a predicted model, not a curated record. Lineage: Eukaryota; Fungi; Ascomycota; Eurotiomycetes; Eurotiales; Aspergillaceae.